UAGUGGCACCAAGACCACUUAGAGAUGAAUGAAUCUGCUACAGCCGUAGCUACCAGCCAGCUGGCUUUUGGCUCCUGCGGUAGAGGCUCUGGCGCUAAGCUUCAGAGGUCCCAGGUUCAAUCCCGCCCGCCGACAACUGGGGUCUGCCAGUGUUAUGCUGGGUUUGUGCCAGGCGCUGGGACGUUGAAGGCCGGCUUUGCGCUGGGCGCUGGGACGGGGGCGUUGCAGGCCGGGUUUGUGCUGGGCGCUGGAAUGGGGGCGUUGCAGGCCGGGUUCACACCAGGCGCUGGGAUGUCGCAGGCCGGCUUUGCGCUGGGCGCUGGGACGGGGGCGUUGCAGGCCGGGUUUGUGCUGGGCGCUGGAAUGGGGGCGUUGCAGGCCGGGUUCACACCAGGCGCUGGGACGUCGCAGGCCGGCUUUGUGCUGGGCGCUGGGAUGGGGGCGCUGCAGGUCGGGUUCACACCAGGCGCUGGGACGUCGCAGGCCGGCUUUGCGCAGGGUGCUGGGACGUCGCAGUCGCAGGCCGGCUUUGCGCUGGGAUGGGGGCGUUGUGGGCCCGGGUAGUGCUGGGAGCUGGCGGUGGCAGUCCCUCGGCUAGGGAGACGUAGCGCUCAGAGCCUUGCCCAGGGGAGGUGUCAGAAUCAGCAAUGGCCCAGCUGCAAACUGUCACCCCAAGGCGCCCAGCGCUCGCGGCCCAUCCCCUCACCGGGGUGGGGGAGGCAGGACCCUGCCCGGCCUGCGUGCGUGUGUGAAAUUGGGCGGAGGGGGUGGUAAUUUGGGCUGAGCCGCUGGGGUCGUGGCAGGGGGAGGCGUCUUCUCCCUCCUGGCCCUUGGGCUGCAGCCUGGGGGCCAGCUGGGUGCAGCGUUUCCGCAGCGCCUGCUGCCGGCGGGGUUUGCCUGAGGUUUCACGCCCAGGCUCCUGGCAAAGGCAGCAGGAAUUCCCCCCUCCCCGAGCUGCAGGCGCUUGUGGUUAAACCGAUCCGGUGCCGCAGCUGGGCGGCCCUCGCCUGCAGAGGAUGACUCAGGGCUCGAGCAGCAGCCGCUCCGGGGUCCCUGGCUCCGUCCCCCGGCUGUCGCUCAUCACUCGGGCAUUUCUGCUCGGAGCAGCAGCGUGCCAACCUGUGCCAGCCAGGCCCGCUGGCCGGGUCGGGCCAGGCCAGGGUUUUGCGGGGCCAGAUUUCAUAGCAGCGCAGCUCCCGGCUGGCUGCAUCGAAGGAGUUUUGUCUGCUGCCUUGGGAGCUUAAAUUCGGGCCUUUAACUGCUGGGCCUGGCCAGUCCUGACUCUGCACUGGGAUUUCAAACGGUCUCUGCUGCAGCACAGGGGAGCGCCUGAGGACAGCGGCAGCCAGGGCGCCAGCGUUCAGGGGGGCGUCUCAGCCCCAGCCGUGUCUUCCCAGCGGGGAGCCAGGACUCGGGUUCGGUUCCCGACUGGAGGCGGGAAGCAGGGGGUGAGAUUGUGCCCGAACUCCUGGGCUUCGGCUGAGUGUGCGCCAAGGUCCGGCCCGGGGUCCCUGGCAGUGUCAUGGAGUUAACGCCACCCCAACCCAGGGCUGGCGCUUCCAUUUAGGCGGCCUAGGCAAUUGCCUAGGGCACCAGGACUAUUGAGGGGCAGCGUUUUGCCGGGGGGGGUGGCAGGCGGCUCUGGUGGAGCUGCCGCAGUGCUGCCUGCGGACGGUCGGCUGC
This is a messenger RNA of Gopherus evgoodei (Goodes thornscrub tortoise), 1683 nucleotides long. Its product is annotated as elastin-like. The coding region runs from base 25 to 564 and encodes 179 amino acids. NCBI's taxonomy places the organism in Eukaryota, Metazoa, Chordata, Testudines, Testudinidae. The record is from RefSeq and is a predicted model, not a curated record. The transcript has 2 exons.